Syngnathoides biaculeatus (alligator pipefish) is the source of this 3560-nucleotide messenger RNA. RefSeq names its product integrin, alpha 7 (gene itga7). Gene Ontology annotation, cellular component: external side of plasma membrane; integrin complex. The record is from RefSeq and is a predicted model, not a curated record. Gene Ontology annotation, molecular function: integrin binding. The transcript is spliced from 25 exons. NCBI's taxonomy places the organism in Eukaryota, Metazoa, Chordata, Actinopteri, Syngnathiformes, Syngnathidae. Bases 161 to 3508 code for a protein of 1115 amino acids. Gene Ontology annotation, biological process: integrin-mediated signaling pathway; cell adhesion mediated by integrin; cell-matrix adhesion.
UAGCCGACGGGAGCACAUCGAGCACAGCCUGCUCCCCCCCACCUUUUACGCUGACUGCACCAAAAAGCCACAACAAGAGGAUUUCCCGCCACUGGAGCAGGAUUUCCUUUUUCGGAAUCACUGGAAGUUCUUCUUCUAACUCUGCUUCGGAAGCUGCGGCAUGGCUGAAGCGGCCCUGGGUGGACACCCUGGGACCAGGAUGGGUCUUCUGUGGGCUCUGCUGACCCUCCUCAACCACGUGGGGGCUUUCAACCUGGAUACUACUCACAUGUUGCACAAGCUGGGAGACCGUGGGACCUUUUUUGGCUUCUCUCUCGCCCUACACAAGCAGCUCACCCCCGAGCCUCACAACUGGAUCCUGGUUGGGGCGCCACAGGCCGCAGGCCGGGGUGUGCUGCGCGGCAGUCGACCAGGAGCCCUGUUUAAGUGUCCUAUUACACCUGAGGAUUAUGACUGUGUCAGGGUGGAUAUAGACGGUGAAGUGAGUCUAAACAGGGAGAACAAAGACAACCAGUGGCUGGGAGUUACUGUCAAGAGCCAGGGCAUUGGGGGCAAGGUGGUGACCUGCGCUCACCUAUACGAGCUCAGGCAACGCGUGCACCAACCCUCCGAGACGCGCGAUCCCAUCGGACGCUGCUACGUCCUGAGCGAAGACCUGACCGAGCGAGAUGAACUGGACGGAGGAGAGUGGAAGUUCUGCGAGGGUCGGCCGCAGGGUCACGAGCAGUUCGGCUUCUGCCAGCAGGGUCUUUCUGUCAGUUUCACCCCGGACAACAACUUCAUAUUGUUUGGGGCUCCUGGGACGUACAACUGGAAAGGUGAAAUGCGCGUGCAGCUGCUAAACCAGACGCUGCUUGAACUCGGCUUCUUUGACGACGGACCCUAUGAGGUGGCGGAUCAGAAACAACGUAAUGCCCGGCUCAUCCCUGUGCCCUACCACAGUUACCUGGGCUUCUCUGUGGACUCGGCCAUGGGAAUAAUGAGGCUCGGUGAGCUGACCUUUGUGGCGGGUGCACCGCGGGCUAAUCACACGGGGGCCGUGGUGCUGCUACGCAAGGACAACGUUUACCGGCUAGUGCCCGAGCACAUUUUCUGGGGAGAGGAGCUCGCGUCUUCCUUCGGCUACUCGGUGGCGACCACCGAUCUGAACAAUGAUGGCUGGACUGACCUGAUCGUGGGAGCUCCCAAUUUCUUUGACCGCAAGGCAGAGAUCGGCGGCGCCGUCUAUGUGUACCUGAACCCUUUUGGUCACUGGGACGAUCAGGCCCGGCCCAUCCGUCUCAAUGGAACGUACGACUCCAUGUUUGGCAUGACGGUCAGCAACAUAGGCGAUCUGGACCAGGACGGAUAUGGAGACAUCGCCGUUGGCGCUCCAUUCGAUGGGGACGGCAAGGUGUUCAUCUUCAGAGGUUCGGAUGCAGGAAUUGAAACCAAACCAGCCCAGGUGCUUGAUGGGGCAGACUUUGACGUGAAGCGUUUUGGAUACUCCAUCUCAGGUGGCCUGGACGUGGAUGAGAACCACUAUCCAGACAUCGCUGUGGGCUCGCUCAAUAAUUCAGUUGUGCUCUUCAGGUCUCGUCCAGUCAUCCACGUGAUUCGGGAAAUAUCCAUUGAGCCGCAAUACAUCGAUAUGGCCCAGCAAAACUGUAAGGGCCGAGAUGGCGUUUGCAUCGAGGUCAAGACCUGCUUCGUCUACACGGCCCACCCGGUGCACCACUCGCCACAUAUAACCCUGGUGGUGCGCUUCGAAGCCGACUCGGAGCGCAGGAAGCUGGGCCUGCCGCACCGCGUCAACUUCCUGGGCCGCAGCUCCCUGGAGCCGGAGUACACGCAGACUGAGGAGGUGGACCUGCAUCGCCAGAAGCACCCGGCGUGCACCACCGCGACCUUCCAGCUCCAUGAGAACAUCCGGGACAAACUCCGGCCCAUCUCUUUGGCAAUCACCCACACCAUCAAAGAUGUGCCCCCCCACAUCCAUUCUCCAGCCGUGGGGCUGGUAAAAUUGGCUCCCGUGCUCAACAUGUCGCCCUCCAACACGAUGAACUCAGAGGUGAACUUCCUGCGCGAGGGAUGCGGGCCGGACAAAAUCUGCCAGAGCAACCUGAAGCUGAGCUACCGCUUUGGAACGCGACCUCCGACCUCUGACCUGUUCACCCCCCUGCCAAAGGACCAGGAUGACGUGCAGGUGUUCUCCUUGUCCGACCAGCGCCUGGUGGUCUUGGAGAUCACCGUCACCAAUACGCCCUCCGACCCGCUGCGCCCCGAGGAGGACGGCGAUGACGCCCACGCCGCCCAGCUGCUCAUCUCCCUCCCGAAAACGCUCUCCUACGCCGGCUCCAGGGUGCCCGCUCAGAUGAGGUGUCAGGCCAACCAAAAUGGCUCCGAUGUAGAAUGUGACCUGGGAAAUCCCCUGAAAAGAAACACCAAGUUAAAAUUCUCCAUCAACUUGAGCACUGCCAACAUCACCAUAGAAACCACUGAAUUGACCGCCGACCUCCAAAUGACAACCAUCAGUGAGCAGCCUAACCUGGCACCAAUCACAGCGAUAGCUAAGGUUGUGAUAGAGCUCCCUCUGUCGGUCAGCGGGCUGGCUCGUCCUCACCAGCUGUUCUUCAGCGGUGCCGUGAAGGGCGAGAGCGCCAUGAGCGAUCUGGAGGACAUCGGCAGCCCUGUGGACUUUGAGUUUGUGGUGGCCAAUCCUGGCCAAGCUCUGCAAACACUUGGCUCCGCCUUCCUCAACAUCAUGUGGCCCUACGAGCUGGCCAAUGGCAAGUGGCUCCUGUACCCGGCGAGCCUGGAUUUUGACGGUCAUUUGGCAUCCCACUGUACUCCGUCAGAGGUUAUCAACCCUUUAAAUCUGCGUGGACACUCGUCUGCGCAACCUGCCAAUGAAACGCAAGCCGGACGAUCACGCCGCUCCCACCCGGAUCUCGAAGGCCAAGAGACCAGCGGGAGCACCGUGAGACGAACCUCUCCGGCCGUGGCGGCUUCCGAGAGGCGCAAGUCACUCAAGCUGGAUUGUCUCUUGGGGUCAGCGCGCUGCGUGCUAUUGCAGUGCCCCCUCCACAGCUUCUCUGGACAGGCCGUUCUCACGAUCCACGGCAGGUUGUGGAACAGCACUUUCCUUGAGGAGUUCCCAGCAGUCAGCGCUCUGGAGCUGCUGGUCAGAGCAGAAAUCACCGUCAAGUCCACCAUCAAACAUCUGCUCCUGAGGGAUGCGUCAGCUCAGGUUCCUGUGAUGAUCUAUCCCGAGCCCGGUCUUGUGGAUCAGUACUCAAUCCGUUGGUGGAUCAUCCUCAUCGCCGCCCUGGCGGGGAUCCUCCUGCUAACGCUUCUGGUCUGCAUACUGUGGAAGUGUGGUUUCUUCCAACGGGCCCAGCUCAAAGACAAACUGCCUCAGCACCACGCGGUGAAAAUCCCCCGCCAGGAGCGGCCCCAGUUCCAGACUGAGAAAUCCGACGUCCAUAAAAAGGAAUGGGCCACGCACUGGAGUGACGGAACUUCAUAACACCCCCCCCCCGCCCCCUGCAACACCCCUCCCCCUUUUGAGCGUACCAACG